Messenger RNA from Micropterus salmoides (largemouth bass), 7086 nucleotides. RefSeq names its product La ribonucleoprotein 1, translational regulator (gene larp1). Gene Ontology annotation, cellular component: cytosol; cytoplasmic stress granule. Bases 266 to 3586 code for a protein of 1106 amino acids. Gene Ontology annotation, biological process: positive regulation of translation; mRNA stabilization. Gene Ontology annotation, molecular function: RNA cap binding. The transcript is spliced from 21 exons. The record is from RefSeq and is a predicted model, not a curated record. Lineage: Eukaryota; Metazoa; Chordata; Actinopteri; Centrarchiformes; Centrarchidae.
GUGGUGGGGAUCAACCAUAUUGCUGCUAGUGGUGGAGUUAAGGUUGUAAUCCUGAGAGGCCCUCGGACACGUUUCUUUAUUUUUAUACAUGUUUUAAUCCAGCGCGGACUACUCUGCGGCUUAGACUGAAGCUCUUUUGGUCUGGGAGCGACAGAGGAGCGGCAGACUCCGCGGAAAAACUUCACAUUUCCUUGAAAUUGAAGGCGAAUUCGGGCCGGGGGGAGGACUGGUAAUCCUGAGGGGGGAAGAAAGACGGCGGUGGGAAAUGGCCACUCAGGUGGAGACUCUCCUGCCCGGCAACCCGCUUGCUAAAGCGGAGGAGCACGGUAAAGUGAUCCGCGGUGAGCCGGAGGAAGAGGAGUGCGGCCGGGGCGACGGGGCCAAGCGGCAGACGGGUGUCGCCGACCAGGGGAGCAGCAGCGGCGGCAGCAGCCCCGGGCAGGGAGGGACCCCCGGUACGGAGGAGCAAACCCCAAAACAGGCGACAGAGGAGGGCAAAGGGGGUUGCGACAGCGACGACAAGCAAAACGAGGAAGGUGUUAAAAGCAGCCACAAAAAGGAGUUUACAGAAGCUCCCCCGCCCAAGGUGAACCCGUGGACUAGGAAUAUGAAUGCGGUGACCGUGGUCAGCGUGAAUGGACAAGCACACCACGAGUCUACCGGCCCCGCCAAGGUGGUGAGAGCAGGGAUCCCGCCCAAAGCCAGACGUGGAGGAAAGGUUGGAGAUUUUGCUGACGCCAACAGCUGGCCGACUCCAGGGGAGAUCGCAACUAAAGACAUGCAGAUUGAGGCAGUGACACGGACCGUGUCCUGCCCGCCGACUGUCAGGCAGGUCAGAGACUCAUGGAGAUUCACUGCUCCUCCUAAGAAGACAUCAACGACGACAACGACAAAGAAGGAGUCUAAGGAGAAGAGAGAGAUCAUCGAGGAAAGCAAGGAGAACCUGAAGGCCAAGUCCGACGACUCUGGAGAGGAGAAGAACGGUGAUGACGACUCCCAGAAGAACGGACCGAAGAAAAAAGGAAACAAGCAGAAGUGGGUUCCCCUGAUGAUCGAGGUGAAGUCCGAGGGUCCCAGGGAGCGCUCGGCCUCCAGGAACAACAGCAGACAGAAUGAAAACCCCCGCCUGCCUCCCAAUGCCAGGAACGACCUCAAAGACUGGCACAGUCAAAAGUACGAGCGGGAAUGGCGUGACGACCACGACGAGGUUUCCAGUGUGAAGAGCGAGGGAGCACCGUUCCGCGGAGGGUUCAGAGGUCGCGGACGUGGAAGAGGAAGAGGCCGGGGACGAGGCAGGGGUGGGAGAGGCCACUAUGACUACCACUACGGCUACAAGUCCUAUGAUAUGAAAGACGGAUCCUUCGGCCAGAAGUUUGGCAACACGGUGACCUACUACUACGACAACAUGAGCAGCAACGACCUUUACUCUGUCGAUCAGGACCUGCUGAAGGACUACAUCAAGAGGCAGAUUGAGUAUUACUUCAGCCUGGACAACCUGGAGCGGGACUUCUUCCUGAGGAGGAAGAUGGAUCAGGAGGGCUUCCUGCCAAUCGGACUAGUCGCCAGUUUCCACAGAGUACAGGCCCUAACCACUGAUGUCAAUCUCAUUCUUGAAGCUUUGAAGGACAGUAAGGAAGUGGAAGUGAUCGACAUGAAGAUCCGUCGGAAGGUGGACCCAGAGAAGUGGCCUCUGCCGGGCCUGAACAUGCCUAACCAAACACACACCGACUUCUCUCAGCUCAUCAACUGCCCCGAGUUUAUCCCGAGGCAGAUGACCGAGGAGCCCACAGGGUCUCCCAGGGCCUCCACACCAGUAAAGCAAAAGAUCAGGACUGAAUCAGACACCUCUAACCUCAAGACGAUGCCCAAGGGCCUCUCCGCCAGCCUCCCCGACCUGGACUCUGAGUCCUGGAUUGAGGUUAAGAAGAGGCCAAGACCCUCCCCGGCCAGACCCAAGGUCAGUGAAGAGGCCCCCUCGUUGCAGCAGCAGAAGGAAAAAGAUGACUUUAAUCGCUCCCCGGUGCCCCAGCCUGGACCCUCGCCCGCCCCUGCUACCUCAGGAAAUAAGGACGGAGCGGAGCAGGACGAACCGGAGGAGCUCGACUUUAUGUUCGACGAGGAGAUGGAGCAGAUGGACGGGCGUCGCAACACCUUCACCGAUUGGUCGGACGAGGAAACGGACGGUGAGAUUGACGACCAAGACGUCAACAAGAUCUUGAUUGUGACACAGACGCCGCCCUACCUGAGGAAGCACCCUGGGGGCGACCGCACGGGACACCACACAUCACGUGCCAAGCUGAGCAGCGAGCUGGUCAAGGUGAUCAACGAUGGGCUCUUCUACUAUGAGCAGGACCUGUGGGACGACACGUAUGAGCCCGAGUACGCCACCAUCAAGCAAGAGGUGGAGAACUUCAAGAAGGUCCACCUGAUCACCCGUGAAGAGUUCGACUGCCUGACCCCUGAACCCCCUGUCGACCCCAACCAGGAAGUCCCCCCAGGCCCCCCACGACCCCAGCAAAUCCCCACAGACGCUUUGGCGAACAAACUCUUUGGAGCUCCUGAGCCCUCCUCAAUAGCUCGCUCGCUCCCAACUACCGUGCCUGACUCGCCCAACUACCGCAGUGCCCGGACGCCACGCACGCCACGCACGCCUCACCGGAAGGACUCAACCAUGACGCCGCGUUUCUACCCAGUGGUGAAGGAGAGCCGGCCUGUAGAUGCCAAGACGCCCAGGAAGAGGAAGACUCGACACAGCUCUAAUCCACCAAUGGAGUGUCAUGUUGGCUGGGUGAUGGACUCCAGAGAGCAUCGCUCCCGUACUGCCUCUGUCAGCUCGAACGCCAGCCCCUCAGAGGGCACCCCAGUCCCUGGCAACAUUGGCUGCACGCCUCAGUCCCUCCCCAAGUUCCAGCACCCAUCUCAUGAGCUGCUCAAGGAGAAUGGCUUCACGCAACACGUUUACCACAAGUACCGCCGGCGCUGCCUAAAUGAGCGAAAGCGGCUGGGAAUCGGGCAGUCACAGGAGAUGAACACGCUCUUCCGCUUCUGGUCCUUUUUCCUACGAGAUCACUUUAACAGGAAGAUGUACGAGGAGUUCAAACAGCUGGUGGUCGAGGACGGAAAAGAGGGAUACAGAUACGGUUUGGAGUGUCUGUUCAGGUACUACAGCUAUGGUCUAGAGAGGAAGUUCAGGCCAGACAUCUUUAAGGACUUCCAGGAGGAGACCAUCAAAGACUACGAGGCUGGCCAGCUUUAUGGACUGGAAAAGUUCUGGGCCUACCUUAAAUACUCUAAAACCAAGACCUUGGAGAUCGACCCCAAGCUGCAGGAGCACCUGAGCAAGUUUAAACGUCUGGAAGAUUUCAGAAUUGAUCCGCCGAUGGAGGAAGGAGGCCGCAGAAGACACUCGUCCAGCGGGGACGGUCGCCGCCGGCACCCCUCCCAGCCCUUGAGCCGGCCCCACAGCCAGACCAGCUCAGGCCCCAGCCCCGCCCCCACCGCCCAUGGCCCCGCAGCCAAGGAUGAUGCCAAACCCACCAGCCAGAAAGCCCCCGCCCCCGCACCAGAUGCCAAGACACUGAAGUAACACCACAAACACGCCGGCUUACAUGGAUCAACUCAACCACGUCUGCAAGUCGCUGGUUCUCUCUGCGCCACAGGAGGGGGGAGGGGGCGUCCAGCUCUUCAUUCAAGCAUGAGAGUAUUGUUUAUUUUUUUUUCCCCUACGACAACUUUUGAUUGAGAAAUAAGGAAGACACAAAUAAUUAAUAUGGUUUAUUAAUUAGUUUUAAGUUUUUGAGAGAAAAUGACCUUUUCUGUCUUAAUGAGGCAAGGAAUGGAUGAGGUGUCAAACACUUUUUUUUUUUCUUUUACAAAUCAUUGCCAGUCCACGCGGUGGAUGGUUUAGUGAUGAUUUACCAUCCUGGAAAUGUUUAUUUCAACUUUUUGUGUUUUUUUUUUUUUUUUUACAUUUUCAUGUUGGCCUCCCCCUCUCUGUCACUGGAACCCCUCUUUCGAUCAUCACUGUCUUGCUGGCUGAAAGAUAUUUGAUUCCUUACCCAGAUCUCAGAUUUAUGAUUAUUAUUUCUUCGGCAUGUGGUGACAUUGGAGACUUUGAAAUAGUUUGAACAACACUGAGUAUCUAAAAGCCCCGCUAGCGGCCCGCUGGAGGCCGUGCUGCUCCUGACAUCCAACCGGACCAAAGUGGUUUGAACAGAGCGACUGUCAUUUCCAUCCGCAGAGCCCCCAGUGCACUCAGCUGAAGGUCUAAAAAUAAAAUAAAAAUAUUUCAUUUACUUUAUGGCUGGACAUUGAGAGGAAAAUAAAAAAGAACCAAAUGAUAAAAGUAGAGGGGAAAAAAAACAACUUGACCCAACCUCUCAAUGUGGACACGAUCAUUGAAAGUUGCCUUAUUUUAAUGGUUUUACUGCUUCUAACUUGUGCCCGCCACCUUAUUGUCGAUUGUACAGCAUUGAAAUCACCCAUAUAUCCGGUCACCGCUUCCAGCAGAGAUCACUAGGUGGUGCUCUUGUCUGCCAAGCUGCCCCCCCCCCCACCCCCCCUUUUCUGAACCGUCUUCCAAUUGUCACUCGUCUGUUACAAGUCCUGUAAUUCUUCCCUUUGUUUGCAAGUCGUAGCUUUUUGUGCUGAAACACGUCAACCAGGGGGAAGCCCCACCCCCCUCUCUGAGAAAAACAUCUAAACAAAACACUGUGGGGUGGAGAGUUUUGGAGAGAGAGUUCCUGAUGAUCUCCCUUUGGGUGCUACCUGACUUUCUCUCUCCCCCUGCGUCUCCCCGUCAGACGAGCUGCAUCCAUCCGUUCGACAUCCAUCCAUCAGUUGACGAUAGUGACGAUUAGGACUGGAAUCAUCAAUCCGGAUUACUUGAAGAAGCGAUGGUUAUGAGGAGGGCCGUCGUGCUCUGUCGCAGGUGCUCUGGGUGGAGGCGCUGAUGAGGCUCAAACGUUUGGUCUUCAACUUCAGGAGGCCAUUUGGGCCUUGAGCGCUCGACACCUUUUUUCUGUUUCACACAGCAAACACAUCAGUUACAGGCAUGAACACUGACGCAAGUACAGAUGUAGCAGCGUGAGCAAGCUGAACACAAAGCUCGACAUCUUGCCUCGCUGUGGACAAAAAUUCAAGACUGGAUUUGAGUCCAUUCACACUCUUCUUCUGUUCAGUCGUCACACUUCCUACAGUCAACUAUGUGGAUAAUUUCAAUCUUUAUCCAACUCGAGUACUGAUGAUAUCAAAUAGAAGAGGGAUUUUCCUCCACUAAUGUAAAUGUGAAUUUGACAGAUGAAGAGAAAUGAUUACAGCUCCCGGCUACUUGUUUUUGUUUAUAGAACAGAUUAUAUAUUUGCCUUACAUGUGUAUGUACUCCUUAACUUUUUUUGUAAUGGUCUCAUGAUUAUCUUUUAAUGCUUUUUAAUUUCAAUUUGCAAUGUUUCUAGCGUUGUUGUUUUUAUGAUGGGUUUGUGUCAGGCUGUAAAAACAUCUGUGGAUUUCAGAAACGGGAACAUAAUUCACGACACAAAAGGGAAAGUGGACAUCAGGGCGUCAACGGGUAUUCAGUGCAGAAACUAAAUCUGUAAGCUAAUAAUAUUUCACGUUGAAAUCACAGUCAAUUUGCUCUUUUUCUUUUAGUAAAGCAAUUUUUUUGCCAAGAUGACAGAGCAGCAUUUCCAACUACAAACUGUUAGAAGAAUUAGUUUAAGUCAUGUAAGUCUCCGGGUUUUCUACAAACACUGAAAUUAUCUGGUUUUGGGGUGCAAAUUGAACAAGAAGAUAUUCAAUUCUGGGGGGAAAAAAAGUCUUAAUACAAGUGUGGAUAUCCAGAUGCUUAGUGAAAUUACCUGUUUUCCGUUAGCUUACAAAGUUUUUGCUUCUGAGUGAAGAGCCAUUUACUGUGAAACAGCACUGUCAGAUGAAAAAGUAAAAAAAAAAACGUUCCGGUGCAUUUGAGGAGUUUGGAAGCUAUCUUUAGAUGGAACUGUGUUGGACGCCUGUCUUUUAUUUUUUAUUUUUGUCUUGGUCCUUUUCCGUAAUCUUUCAGCCUGUUGGUUGAUGUUCCAGCAGAGUGGAGUGGAUUUCACAUUGUCCUGUCAGUGUUUCAGUUCUUCAGUUUCUUCCUCUAAAUCCAGAACUGUUGGAAACAUGAAAAUGCAACGCAAAGCUCUACUUCUUUUUCUUUAAUGUUUUGUUGGUUUUUCUUCAGGGAGAUUUGGAUCAUUUUCAGAGGCUUACAGUUGAUGCAUCAAAGUGUUUACUGGAGGUUUAAAGAUGGAAUAAUAAGAGCUGCAAAAUAUUCAGACAAGGAAAAACUUGCAUUUCCCCCAAAACCAGUGAAGCCUUUGAAUGGGUGAGCUGUGUGUGUGUGUGUGUGUGUGUGUGUGUGUGUGUGUGGGGCUGCAGAUAUGGCACUGUCACUAGGGGGCCUUCUUCCUGGGACAGUCACAUUGUCCCUCCCUCUAAUGUGAUCAUCACAUGCCAUCACCUGUCACCUGACAUUGGGGGUUUCAGGUGUUUUGGAAGUUUUCAGCCUUCUCUAUCAGCAGAGAACUGCUGCUAGCUGUCCAAACAAACUUUAGGGGGCGCCGCACCCUCCUCACGGCAGUUUUACGCGGGCUUGGCCAGCUGGCCGGACACUAGAGAGAUGAGUGAUGGACGUGAGAAAGGGUGGAGCAGAAAAUGAGAACAGAAAGAGCCUGGCUGGGGUUUGUGAUGUCGCUCAGAGGAAUAUGGCUGGUUAUGGUGUCUGAAGACUGAAAAAAGACAAAAUUCCAUAAAGCCAUAUGAAUAAGAUAUAACUGUAUAUGAACCAUUAAAAUAGUUCAUUACAUUACAAUAUCCUAGGCUUGUCAUGAGGAAAAAAAGAUGAAAACAAGGAAAAAAGGAAUAAAAAAAUAUAUAAAAUGGAAAAAUGUAAAAUACUUGAAUGAGAACUUGUAUUAUAACAUUUAAUAUUCAUAAUAUCUGCUUUGUAGGCUGAUGUGAUUCGCUAUUAGUGUUAUUUGUAAUUUGUAGUAAUUAUGCUUUUCCUUUAAUAAAGAAAAAAAAACACAAAACGGACAAAAAAACCUCAAA